Molecule: messenger RNA, 5292 nt
Organism: Dunckerocampus dactyliophorus (ringed pipefish)
Lineage: Eukaryota; Metazoa; Chordata; Actinopteri; Syngnathiformes; Syngnathidae
Gene: cluha
Product: clustered mitochondria (cluA/CLU1) homolog a
Exons: 27
Coding region: 176-4351 (1391 amino acids)
Biological process (GO): intracellular distribution of mitochondria
Cellular component (GO): cytoplasm
Molecular function (GO): protein binding; mRNA binding
Source: RefSeq, a predicted model, not a curated record
CAAAGGCAAAGAGGUCAAGAGGAGGAGAGACGAAAAGCACGUGUACUCCAUACAGCAUUGUCCUUCCUGAGCACAUUUGUUUAUCUGAGCCUGUCUUCUGCGCAUGUAGCCAGCUAACCAGCCUUUGCACACCUAACCCACACUCAACACACAUACUUUUCUCCUGACUGGAAACAUGGUGAGCAAGACGGAUGACAUCCCGGCUUCAGCACCCGGUUGUGGUCCAGCUGAACUUGCGGACGAAGCCGGGGAUGGUGCUCAGGACGCCAAUGGAGGAAGCCGGACACAUUUGAAAGAGUCGUGCGGCUGCGGACACAGUGCAGACACAGCCAUGGUGAAUGGUGGAGGGACACACGAGCAAAUGGAGGAGGUGGAAUCAAAGCAGGACGGGCACAGCGAGGCUAAUGGGAUUGAUGAGUCCAACGAACAGGAGGUGAUAGUUAUCCAGGACACUGGCUUCACUGUAAAGAUCCAGGCGCCUGGAGCGGAGCCCUUUGACCUCCAGGUGUCUCCCCAGGAGAUGGUGCAGGAGAUCCAUCAGGUAUUGAUAGACAGAGAAGACACCUGCCACCGCACCUGCUUUUCGCUGCAACUGGACGGAAAUGUGCUGGCCAACUUUGCUGAGCUUAAGUCCAUUGAAGGCUUGCAGGAAGGAUCGCUGCUCAAAGUGGUGGAAGAGCCAUACACGGUGCGUGAAGCCCGGAUCCACGUGCGUCACAUCAGAGAUCUGUUGAAGAGUCUGGACCCCUCAGAUGCCUACAAUGGAGUGGACUGCAACUCUCUCUCCUUCCUCAGUAUCUUCACAGAUGGAGACCUUGGAGAAAGUGGCAAGCGGAAGAAAAAGGGCAGUGAGCUGGAGCAGAUUGACUGCACUCCGCCAGAGCACAUCCUACCUGGCAGUAAAGACCGACCCCUGGUGCCCCUUCAGCCACAGAACAAGGACUGGAAGCCGAUGCAGUGCCUGAAGGUCCUGACCAUGAGUGGUUGGAACCCUCCCCCCGGUAAUAGGAAGAUGCACGGUGACCUCAUGUAUCUGUACAUCGUGACAGUAGAGGAGCGCCACGUCAGCGUCACUGCCUCUACACGUGGCUUCUACCUCAACCAGUCAACUACCUACACCUUCAAUCCGAAACCAGCCAACCCAAGUUUCCUGAGCCAUUCUCUGGUGGAAUUGCUGAGCCAGAUCAGCCCUGCAUUUAAAAAGAACUUUACUGCCCUGCAAAAGAAAAGAGUCCAGAGGCAUCCAUUUGAGCGAAUAGCCACACCCUUCCAAGUGUACAGCUGGACAUCCCCACAGGUAGACCACGCCAUGGAUUGUGUACGUGCAGAGGAUGCCUACACCUCCCGCUUGGGUUAUGAGGAGCAUAUACCAGGACAGACUAGAGAUUGGAAUGAAGAACUUCAGACCACAAGAGAGCUUCCUCGGAAGAACCUGCCUGAGCGCCUGCUGAGGGAACGAGCCAUUUUUAAGGUCCAUAGUGACUUUGCAGCAGCGGCCACUCGCGGAGCCAUGGCCGUCAUCGAUGGCAACGUAAUGGCCAUCAAUCCCGGUGACGAAACACACAUGCAGAUGUUUAUCUGGAACAACAUCUUCUUCAGCCUGGGCUUUGAUGUGCGGGACCAUUAUCGCGAGCUGGGCGGCGACGCGGCUGCCCACGCCGCUCCCACCAAUGAUUUGAAUGGUGUGAGAGCGUACGGGGCAGUGGACGUGGAGGGACUCUACACCUUGGGUACGGUGGUGGUGGACUAUAGAGGCUACCGUGUCACGGCCCAGUCCAUCAUUCCAGGCAUCCUGGAGCGUGAGCAGGAGCAGAGCGUCAUUUACGGCUCCAUCGACUUUGGAAAGACAGUCGUGUCUCACAGCAAAUAUCUGGAGCUCCUGGAGAAGACCAGCAGGCCACUCAAAGUCCAGAGGCACAACGUACUCAACGAGAAGAAUGACGCGGUGGAGCUGUGCUCAUCCGUCGAAUGUAAGGGCAUCAUUGGAAAUGAUGGCCGUCACUAUAUUUUGGACCUUCUUCGCACCUUCCCACCUGACCUCAACUUCCUUCCUGUGGAGGGAGAGGAGUUACCUCCAGAGUGUCAUCGCCAGGGCUUCCCUCGCCAACACCGCCACCGCUUGGCCUGCCUUCGCCAGGAACUCAUUGAGGCCUUUGUUGAGCACAGAUAUCUCCUCUUCAUGAAGAUGGCCGCACUUCAACUCAUGCAACAGAAAGCCAGCAAGGACGCCAACAAGAACGAAACGCCUGCCAUCACUCAGACCUCAGAAACAGAGACCGACGCUGAUGUAAAACAGAGCGCUCCCUCAGAUUCUGGUGAACAGGUGUCGACAGACUGCUCAGUCCAAACUGACAGCAACCUGGCUGUGACUGAAAUGGAUGAAAACCUCUCAAACGUCGCCACCAACGGGCCCCUGGAGCCCACAGCCACACAGAAUGGAGAGUGCAAGAGCCCGCUGGAGGGUAAGGAGCUUGAGGAAAGUAUUCCGGGAUUAGCUCAGGCCAAAGAGCUGGCGGAGACCUUAGUUGCCGAAGAUGGAGCCGGUAUUGACCCAAAAAGCCGUGAGGUCGUCCUAAAUGCCUGCAAGGCAGUCGGCUCCAUCAGCAACACAUCUUUCGACAUCAGAUUCAACCCUGACAUCUUUUCUCCAGGAGUACGUUUCCCAGACGACAGUGCAGAUGACAUCCAGAAGCAAAAGCAGCUUCUCAAAGAUUCUGCUGCCUUUCUCGUUUCCUGCCAGAUCCCAUCACUGGUCAAAGACUGUUUGGACCACAGUGCUCUGCCCAUGGAUGGAGCCACUCUGACAGAGGCCUUGCACCAGCGAGGCAUCAACAUUCGCUAUUUGGGCAACGUUCUAGAGUUUGUGGAUAAGACUCCUGCCAAAGCCCAGUUGGAACACUUCUAUAGAAUAGGAAUCAUUGAGCUUAUCACCAGAUGUGCGAAACAUAUCUUCAAGACGUACCUCCAGGGAGUGGAGCUGUCCGCUCUCUCUGCUGCCGUAAGCCAUUUCCUAAACUGUUUCUUGAGCUCCUUCCCGGACGCAGUCGCUCACUUACCACCUGACGAGCUUGUGUCACGCCGCAAAAACCGCAAGCGGCGCAAUAGAGUGCCUGGGAGCGGAGACAACACGGCAUGGGCCAGUCUGACGCCCAGCGAGUUGUGGAAGAACAUUGCCUCUGAGGCUCAGAGUUACUAUCACUACACCAUCCAAUGUGACAGUGUGGACCAGGUGGUGGAGAAAUAUGGCCUUCAUAAAAUCACUCUGCUCAGAGAAAUUUCAGUCAAAGCAGGCAUCCAAAUUCUGAUAAAGGAGUACAACUUUGACAGCCGCCACAAACCUACCUUCACAGAGGAAGACAUCCUUAAUAUUUUCCCUGUUGUAAAGCACGUCAACCCAAAAGCCUCUGAUGCCUUCCAUUUCUUCCAGAGCGGCCAGGCGAAGGUGCAGCAAGGAUUUUUGAAGGAGGGAUGCGAGCUGAUCAACGAGGCUCUCAACCUCUUCAACAACGUGUACGGAGCCAUGCAUGUGGAGAUUUGUGCCUGCCUGCGCCUCUUGGCUCGCCUUAACUACAUCAUGGGGGAUCACGCUGAGGCACUCAGCAACCAGCAAAAGGCUGUUCUGAUGAGUGAAAGAGUUCUUGGCAUCGAGCACCCAAACACAAUUCAAGAAUAUAUGCAUUUGGCUUUGUACUGCUUUGCCAACGGUCAACUGUCCACUGCCCUCAAGCUGCUUUACAGAGCACGUUACCUCAUGUUACUGGUGUGUGGAGAGGACCACCCAGAGAUGGCGCUGCUAGAUAGUAACAUUGGCCUAGUACUACAUGGAGUGAUGGAGUACGAUUUAUCGCUGCGAUUCCUGGAGAAUGCUUUGGCCCUCAACUCAAAGUACCAUGGAGUCCGAUCACUUAAAGUGGCCCUCAGCCACCAUCUUGUCGCCAGAGUUUACGAAAGCAAGGCGGAGUUCCGUUCUGCACUUCAACAUGAAAAGGAGGGCUACACUAUUUACAAGAAUCAGAUGGGUGAGGCACAUGAGAAAACCAAAGAGAGUUCAGAGUACCUAAAGUACCUUACCCAACAAGCUGUGGCUCUGCAGAGAACAAUGAAUGAGAUCUACAAAAAUGGCUCCAGUGCCAGCAUCAUGCCGCUCAAGUUCACCGCUCCCAGCAUGGCCAACAUCCUGGAACAGCUCAACAUCAUCAAUGGCAUUAUAUUUAUACCCCUCAGCCAAAAAGAUCUGGAGAACCUGAAGGCAGAAGUGCAGCGACGACAGCAGCUGCAGGAACCGGAGAAGAGUGAGCAGCCCACUGAGGACAGCCCACUGGAACUAGAGGACAAAAUCCCUGUCGAUUAAUAUCUAAAAGCUCUCAACUCACAGCUACUUUUUUCUGUUGCGAAGGGUGGAGGCCGUACUGUAACGGCCUUGUCGUUAAACCCGUCAACCCGGGAACUGAGCACACUAGAUCAGCAUUGAAAUAAGAGUGGGGGGAAAAAAAACAGGGGGAUGUAUGUGUCAAGGUAUUCCAGAGAACACACACUAUGAACUGUAGGACAAAGGACAACUGAGCAGGAAUUCCUACAAGGUAGGAAGACAGGGGAGGGGUAAAGGUACAAAGAUUGAAUCAUGUAACGUGCAGAAGGACGAGAGACCAAGGAUGUCAUUCUAAACCAGAGCCUUAUCCACUGUAUUGCAAGGCCUAGUUACUCCACACCCUUCGUACCCCACCACCACCACACAGCACUGUUAGCCCAGGACCACGUUUGGCUUCCCUCAAGGAGCCUUGAAGAGCCAAGGGCAUGUAGCCGACCAAGAGCUCAAGGCUACUUUCUACUGUGCACUCAAAUCAUAUUACAUGUCAAAUUUGAGAGAUGUUUCAAGUGGGCCUUUUUAGAAUGUAUUCCCCCCCUACCACACACACACACACACACACACACACACACACACACACACACACACACCCACCCACCACCACCCUCCCAGUCAUUCCUGAUAGUUCUUUAAAUUCAGUCAGUUGUGCUGACGACCUCCUCGUUAGGUGCCUGCCAGUCCUACAAGCAAACAGCAACAACAAUGCAGCGCUUGUUCUAUUUCUUUUGCUGGAUUUUUUUUUGUUUUUCUAUCAGCGACACAAACAGGAAAGUUAAGAAGGUAUUUUAGACCUGUUAAUUUAAGCCAUGUCUGUUUUAUAGCAAAAUGUAUAGAAUGGAGAAAAAAAAUGUAUACGUCUAUCAGAUUUAAUCAUGCUUUCAUGGAACAGAUCAAAAACCGUCCACUUUAAAGCAGAUUCCACUAUA